CUGCUAAAGGCAGUUCAUUUCUUGCCAUCCAGAGUGCGCAUGCGCAAAAGCUAGGCGACUUGGCGAAGCCUCUAACGCCCCUUGUUCGAGGAACCCGGUACCGCAGAGAGAAAUCCUACCGUAAUUGCACUAAUCUAGCUUACACUCUUGCUAGAAACACUGUAAGUCCCCACUGAGCAGUCCUUCGAGUGCUCCAAAAUGGAUGCCAACCGACCCAGGAUGCCCGGACUUGGCCCCAGCUAUAGCUCGGGUCCCAGGUUCAGCUUGGGUCCCGGCGUCAGCUCCAACCCCCAGGUCACCUUGAGCCCCAGAAUCAGCUCCGGCCCCCAGUUCAGCUUUGGUCCCAGCAUGAACUCCAACCCCCAGUUUGGCUUUGUCCCCAGCAUGAACUCCAGCCCCCAGUUCAACUUGGACCCCAGGGGCAGCUUGGGCCACGAGGCUAGCUCUACUGCUGGAGUCAGCUCUGGCUCCCAGUUCAGGUUUGGAGCCAGUGUCAGCUCUGGCUCUCAGUUACAUUUUGGAGCCGGUGUCAACUCUGGCUUCCCGUUCCACUUGGGAGCCAGUGUUAACUCUGGCUCCCAGUACAGCUUUGGCCCCAGCAUGAGCUCAAGCUCCCAGUUCGGCUUUGGCCCCAGCUCGGGCUCCCAGUUCAGUUUGGGCCACAAGGUCAGCUCCAGCCACAGUGCCAGCUUGGGCCCUAUCGUCAGCUCUGACCCCCAGUUCAGUUUGGGCCCCAGCAUCAGCUCUGGGUCCCAGUUAGGCUUGACCCAUAAGGUCACCUCUAGCCCUAUCGUUGGCUCAGGACCCCAGUUCAGCUUCGGCCUUAGCACCAGCUCCAACUCUCAGUUAGGCUUGGCCCAUAAGGUCACCUCUAGCCCUAUCAUUGGCUCAGGACCCCAGUUCAACUUCGGCCUUAGCACCAGCUCUACCUCUCAGUUCAGCUUGGGCCACGAGGUCAGCUCUAGCCGCAGUGCCAGCUUGGGACCCAUCACCAGCUCUGACCCUCAGUUCAGCUUGGCCCCCAGCCUCAGCUCUGGGUUCCAGUACAGCUUGGGCCACAAAGCCACCUCUAGCCCUAAUGUCAGCGCAGGUCCCUGGUUCGGCUUCGGCCCCAACACCAGCUCUACCUCCCAGUUCAGCUCGGGCCACAAGGUCAGCUUUAGCCGCAGUGCCAGUUUGGGCGACCAGGUCAGCAGCUCCAGCCGCAGUGCCAGUUUGGGCCCCAUCAUCAGCUCUGACCCUCAGUUCAUGUUGGCUCCCAGCAUCGGUUCUGGCCCCCAUUUCGGCUUGGGCCACAAGGUCAGCUCCAGCCCCCAGGUCAGCUUGAACCCCAGCAUCGACUCCGGUCCUAGUUUCGGCUUCGGCACCAGCGUGGGGUCCAGUGGCACCAACGUUGGCUCCGUUCCUCAGUUCAGCUUUGCCCCCAUCGUGGGCUCCAGACCCAAAUUUGGCUCCGACCCCAGCAUCAGUUCCCUCGCCAGAUUUGGCUUCAAUCCCAACAUCGGCUCCAGCCCUGCAUUUGGCUCCGGCCCCAUCGUCGGCUCCGGACCCCACUUCAACUUUGGCCCCAGCACCGAUUCUGGUCCCCACAUUGGCUCGGGCUCCAACUUUGGCUCCAGCCCCCAGUUCAAAUUUGGUUCCAACGUCAACUCCGGGCCCAAGUUCAGCUGCGGUUCCAGCGUCGAAUCCGGCCCCAAGUUCGUCUUUGGCGCUGGUGUUGACUCCAGCCCCAAGUUCAACUUCACCCCCAGGCCCAGAUCCAGCCCUGCCUUCAGCUCUUAUGGCAUCAAUGUCAGCCCUGAACAGGAAUACAUGGAGGUGUCUCCGCCCCAAGGAACAAGGGAUGGAUUUCAGUCCUCCAUGGGCUCCAACAACCCGUUCCCUUCACUGGCUGCAGGCAACCCGCCCACUGCUUCCAAUAAGAUUGGUCCAGUUUAUGAAGCCAGCAGGAAUCCAGUGCCAUUCCAGGGGACCACAGACCCUGAUCCCAUCACUCUGAGUCAGAUGGAGCCAGCCUUCCAGAGAUCAUUCAGUACCCAGGAGCAAAUUCGGGGGUCCAUGGAAAUGGGCAGGGUCAACAGUACCAAUCAGCAAUCAGGUCAGAGAACCCAGCUGAGUCUCUUCUCCUCCUCCCCCUUCUGCACCAACCAGCCUGAGGCCAGAAGAGGAAUCCUGAGCAGGAAUCAAUCUCCAGAGGCCAACUCUUCACCCUCCAACUUCAAACCCAAGGGCAUCUUGGUCCCAGAAAGCUUCAAGGCCGAGCAACAGCUCCCUCAGGCCGCCGAAGGUGCAGCUCAUUCCCCCCAGAAUGUCUGUCGCCGCCUGUCCUGGGAUUCUUAAAGCUAUAGAGUCAGGGAACUAAUGUGUGGGUCACCCUCUUCUUUCUCUGUACACCCUCACAUCCCACACAAUUCACAUUUCAUGUCCCCCUCUCUUUUGUGUACGUGGGCAGCCCCCCCCAGCUCCUAAAGCCCAAUAGUGCUCAGAUUCUUAGUUCUUAGAUGCCCUAAGGGCCAGGCUCAGGCCCUCUAGCUUAGCAAUCAUCCCCUUCCUAGACCCUCAGCCCAGCACCUAAAUAGAUUCAUUACAGUUACAAAUCUUCCUCCUUACUUGUGAUAACCUAGAGGACAAGGAAAGGCAGCUUCUGGCCCUUAGCUGACUCAAGGAAGUAAGUAAAAGCCUCUUCAACUCCAACCACACCCCAUACCUUCGAUCACCACAGAGCACUUUGCAGAAGGUCCUUUGUAUCCAAGUACCUAGAAAGAACAAGCUCUCCAUUGAUGUGCACCAAGAUGCCUCUAACCUCUCCCAUCCCAAGAAUCCCCAACUUCACCUUCAUCUCCCCUAUGCCCUCCCCAACCUAUGUGGCUUCUAGACAGUAUAGGGACUGUGAACAUCCUAAAGGCAAGCGGUGAUGUCAGGGGACGUGGUUGGGAUGCCAAGGGUGGUCAGGAUGACUUAGAAAGGUUGUUCUAAAAGGAAAAAGGCAGGGACUGCCUUUAAGACCACUAAAGAAAAAUUGUCACUCCUGCAAGAGUCAUCUACCAGAACCUCUCCUUCCACUUUCAAACAUCUAAGUCUUUUAAACACCUACCCUUUCAAGGCAGCUACACCUUCAUCAGGGUCAAGAGAAUUGGGAAAGUUUGAACAAAAAUCAUAUACUUUUUAAAUAUUAAGACCCUUGUUCUCUCCUGUUAUGAUUUCAAUACAGUCUCAAAACAUUAAAUUUCUUGUUAUGAACUCAG
Molecule: messenger RNA, 3245 nt
Organism: Ornithorhynchus anatinus (platypus)
Lineage: Eukaryota; Metazoa; Chordata; Mammalia; Monotremata; Ornithorhynchidae
Product: nuclear pore complex protein NUP62-like
Exons: 6
Coding region: 199-2340 (713 amino acids)
Source: RefSeq, a predicted model, not a curated record